AAAACAUUCAUUUAUCGAAAAUAUAAUAUCAAUAAUUCGAAUGAAAAAAAAACGAAUUAAAUAAACAAAAAACUGAAUUCAUACAUGACAAACAGCCUUCAUCAUCAUCCAAUGUGAUCAUUGAAUUUUUUUUUUCUUUCUAAAACUAAAUUUUUUCUUAUGAAUUCUGUUUGUGUUUGUCGAUAUAAAGAGCAUCAACAAUAACGAAUUUUUAUUCUUCCAAACGAUCAAAUAACUAUACAUCCACAAUAUUAAUUUUGUCUGCAUUUUUACGUAAUAAGUAGACAAAUAUAUCAUCAUUAUUAUUACUGUGUGUGUGUUUAAUAUUUGGACGUGAUCAAUUUGAUAUUUUUCCAUUAUACAACAAGUUUGUCCUGUUUGCUUUAUUGGAUAUAUCUUUAUUUCAUUUCAUUUUUUUUUUCAUUAUAUCCACAUAUAGAUUUCAAAAAUAUAUACAUUUCACAUCAGCUGAAAUCAUUUACCAAUCAUAAUCAUCAUUAUUAUUUGCGACUUUUUCUAUUUGAUUUGCAAUGAAAAAACUAGGUGUGUGUGUGUGUGUGUGUGUUAUUGUCACUUAUAAGUGAUAUUAAUGAUGAAUUGGUUGUGUAUACUGUAUAUGUAUGAAAUUAAAAGAUAUUAUAUUAUGCAAAGUGAUCCAUCAUCAUCAUCCGUAAUACGUAUACAUACGGUCCCUUGUUGAAUUCAUCAAUGUUUACGUAUGUCUAUUCAAGAUCUAUUUUUAUUUUGUAGAGAAAAUUGUGUUUCCACAGAAAUUCUUCAUAACAACCAAAAUAAUAAUGAUGAUGAUGAUAUCAUUUUUACGAUGGACAAAUAGCCAUACUGUGGCAUAUAAUUGGUGCUGGUACUGGUGGUAUAAUUGUAAUAUAUGGCUAUCGUGGUUAUUUAUUAAUAUUAUCAUUAUAUUCAUACCUACAAUAACCCAACAAGCUUCAUUACAGCAACAUAUUCAACAUAAUAUUGAUAAUGUUAAUGAACAACGUGUGCCUCAACAACAACAGCAACAACAUCAUUCUUAUCAUCAACAUCAUCAUCCAUCAUCAAAAUCAAUAUUAUCAUUUGAUCAUAAUUUUGCCAUCAAUGUUCGUAAUGAUGGUGGUGAAGUGUUUCGUGAAUUAAUUACAUCAAAUAUAAUCAAUGAUUAUAUACAGAUACAAUUUGAAGAGACGGAUGGUUCACAUAUAAAACAAGUGUUGGAUUUUAAAAAUAAUAUACAAUUGUUUCGUAUAGCACGGCUUGGUGAACAAGAUCUACAUGAACAAAAGGUCCAAUUAUUCUGUUUUAUAACCAGAUUAUCACCAUUAAAAACGAUACAUUCGAUGUCGAUGAAUACUGAUGCCGAUGCUACUAAUGAUGAUGAUGAUCAUCAUAAUAUUCCACAACAGCAACAACGACGGCCAAACGGUGCAGGUGAAGAUGAUGAUAUUGAUGAUCAACAUCAUCAUAAUGUUGAUUCCAGUAUCGAUGACGAUAAUGAUGGUAAUGACGAUGAUGAUUAUGAUGAUGAUGGCCAUAUGGAUGCUGGUUUUGUAUCACCACAGCUUAUGUCACGCCUUUCACAGAAAAAUCCUUCAGCCAUACGUUAUGCGGAUGAAGAUCGUGGCCAACAAUCAUAUCAUAUGGAUUUAGAGAUUAUAAUCGAUAAUGACCGUAAUAAUAAUAAUAAUAAUGAUGGUGGUGGUGGUGAUAUUUUUCGUCAACGAUCGCCAUCAUCAAUAACGAUAAUAUCACCACAUAUUCGGGAUAAUUGUGUAGCAAAUAACGAUAAUAAUGAGGAUAAUGAUUGGUCACAAUAUAAUCAUCGAAUUUAUGCCAGUUAUGAUGAUCUUCGUCAUUGGACCGAUGGACAUCGAACAUUUGCAAACAUUUCGAAUGCAAUCAAAAAGUUGAAUUAUUCGAAUACCGACAAUGAUGGAAUUCAACAGAAUCGGAAUUUACAACAAGCUAAUACUAAUGGUCAAAAAUCUCGCUCUCAAUUAUCUUCAAAGCAGACCAAUUCAACUGAUGAUGAACAUGAACAGCAAUUGGAAAAGAAAUUCAGACUUGUUGUCAAUCAGGAAAGGAUGCGUUGUGGUCAAAUUAUAUCAAACUGGAUGUUGAAUGGUGACCAAACUGAAUCAUCUUUGAAUCAAUCGUCCUCUAAUAAACAUGGCCUUUUAUCAUCGAUUAUGAUGAUGAAAUCAAUGUUUAAUAAUCAUCGUCAUCGACAACAACCAUGUCAUUGUUCAUUGAACAUAUUCAUACCAUGGUAUGUUUGUGGUGUUCGAUAUUGUCCUAUUCAACAGCCAGAACAAUCGGAUCCACAACAGCAACAACAACAGUCACAAAAUAUGCAACGAUAUCGUUGUGGCGUACGCACAUGUCGUAAACGUUAUCAAUUCAGUUUUGCUGUACCUAAUCACAUACAUUGUCUUUCGGAUUUUGAUCCAACAACCUCAACAGAUACGAUGGAUGCAUUCGAUACUAUCAUCAAUGGUGGUAAUGAAAUGAAAACAAUCGAUUCGGAUCGAUCAUCAUCACUGUUUGUAAAGAAUGAACAGAAUCGACUGAUCUAGAUCUAAAUGAUAAUCUAAAAACCAAUUGAAAUUCCAAGUUCUUCCAUGUUUUUUUUUCUUCAUUAUCUUUGUAUAAUUGUAUAUUGUUUGAAGAAAUUUGUAUUUAUUAUUAUUACAAUCAUUUUUGCCAAAGCGAUAAAAUAUAAAAUAAAAAUAAAAUAAAAUUA
This is a messenger RNA of Dermatophagoides farinae (American house dust mite), 2740 nucleotides long. The record is from RefSeq and is a predicted model, not a curated record. Lineage: Eukaryota; Metazoa; Arthropoda; Arachnida; Sarcoptiformes; Pyroglyphidae.